AUGGCUGGAUUAAUUCCUCUUAUGCUUGGGUCGAGCAAGCGGACGAGUCUUGCGCCCACACAACAGCAACAACCACAACCCAACAACAGCAACAUCGCAGACAUACUUCAGAACGAACAUUCAGGACAAACAGAGAUUCCACAUUUGCUCUUGCAAGGCAAAGCCGAAUGGAAGCGAGCAAUCGUCGAGAUCAAGAAGCUACAUAUCGGCAAGAGGUAUAGGGCAUGCUCAGCGCGGUGUAUCGAAAUCCUAGACAACAUCAAGGACAAGGAGGAUGUGCGCGUCGAACCGCUUUACUUGAUCUACCUCCACUUCUACGCUGCCACCUGUAUGGAAAUCUGCGCCCGACCUCUACCCACGGCCUCCAUGUUCCGGACUACCUUGCUUCAGCAAGCUCGCACCCACUUCGAACAGGCUGCCUCACUCAUCAGUGCUGCUGAGAACUCUGUUCUCAAGCAAGCAUGGCGCAGUUCCGGCACCUUCUCUUCUUCUGGAUCUAGCUGCCACUCUCCCACUAGUUCUAUCAGCUCAUCCAUCGAUUCACGGGCAUGGAGCCCAGAAACCCGCAUGUCAUCACCAACCGACUCGGUUUUCCACACAUCAGAGUCGGCCAACCCCACAAAGCGUGUCAAAAAGGUAUCAUUCUCCGUUCCCCAUGAGGAAUUCGACUUCGGCUUCUCUGAGCCAAUGGUCCGCCCUGAUUCACCGACUUUGGGUAUGAACUUCGGCUUUUUCCCGGCUACGAAUACACAAAAAGUUCCGGAAGUAUCAGCGUCGAAGUACCAGGAGUUCGAGCUUCCGCUCCCGUUCAAUACGGACAGCCAACAAUUCGAGAACUGCGAGGAGGAUGACGACACUCUCAACAUCACAAAAUCGAUCGACCGUUUCCGCGAUCAGCUGCACGAACUUCGUGAACAGCUCGAGAGGCACUCGGCCAAUCUCGACCAGCAGCUCGAAGCCAUGGCAACCGAGCCUCCAAAGUCGCCUACCCGAGGAAGUGGCGUAGGGAAGGAGGAGCUCCGCGCGCUUGACAGGCAGGCUCGCAUUGAGCGGCUGCGCAAGGAUGGCUGGCAGCGCAAGCGAUUCGAUACCCAACGGUACGAGGAGCUUUGCGAAACCGUCUUGGCGGAGCUAACCCCCGCCUAA
Sordaria macrospora k-hell is the source of this 1146-nucleotide messenger RNA. The record is from RefSeq and is a predicted model, not a curated record. NCBI's taxonomy places the organism in Eukaryota, Fungi, Ascomycota, Sordariomycetes, Sordariales, Sordariaceae.